Molecule: messenger RNA, 2103 nt
Organism: Paramacrobiotus metropolitanus
Lineage: Eukaryota; Metazoa; Tardigrada; Eutardigrada; Parachela; Macrobiotidae
Product: lysine-specific demethylase 2A-like
Exons: 12
Coding region: 408-1643 (411 amino acids)
Biological process (GO): protein demethylation; regulation of transcription by RNA polymerase II
Molecular function (GO): histone demethylase activity; transcription coregulator activity
Source: RefSeq, a predicted model, not a curated record
CUUCGUCGACAUUUUGAUUAUGCCUUCAUUUUUGGCUGGCUUGGUAUUCCAUCAGAUCCUGUAUUCACACAUGCUUAUCAGCAUCAGAAAUUCCCGUCGUACAUUAUUCCUGCGACAAGGUGGUUUCGCGCUUGAGCACACAUUUCCUUAGAGACCUUUUCUGGAUGCUUUAAAGUUAAAGUAAGAAAUCCAUAAAAUGCCUGAUAGAUCGGGUCUUUUUACUGUUUCCAAGACGAAAAGUCGCCUCCCGCCGCGACGUCCAAAGCUGAAAAAGCGACCUAAGCGGAAAUGUUCCCCCGGGAUCGCAAUCUGGAAAUCCGCUUCUAUUGGUGGAGAACGAAUAUUUUCGUUAUUCCGUAUUGGAAAGGCUUUUUGAUCCGCGGUUUGAUCGAAAAUCAACAAAUUCAAUGAUAAAGGACAUUUCUCCACAAGAAUUUACAAUGGAUAAACUUCUGCGAGAGGGAUUUUCCUGGCCAUUGGUAUUCACAAACGGUGCUCCAGUUGGCAUGAGAAUUCCAGAGGGCCUUACUCCUGAUGUGGUUGCAAAAGCUGCAGGUCUUAAGAGUAGAGUGGAGGUGAUCAACUGCGCCUCGCAGGAAGGAAUUCAGAUGCCCCUUGGUCAGUUUGUUGAAUACUUUACCGGUGGAGAAAAACGUUCUCUACCUCGAGGUCGUAUUUCGGCCAAGAUCUACAAUUUGAUUGAUCUGGAAGUCAGCCAUACUCGCCUCACCGAUCUCAUUGACGCUCCUUUACUGGUUCGUCAGCUAGAUUGGGCCACGAAUCUUUGGCCACGUGAUCUCCUGCCACCGAUAGCUGAUCUCCCUUCAGAACAGGAUCAUACAUUUUCUUAUCCGAAAACCCAGAAAUAUGUUCUGAUGAGUAAAGCCGGCAGCUUUACGGAUUUUCACAUUGAUUUUGGUGGGUCAUCUGUUUGGUAUCAUCUCCUCAGUGGCAAAAAGAUCUUUUUCGUCAUUCCACCAUCCGAAAAGAACAGGAACGUGUACGCCCAAUGGGUACGCUCUGGACAACACCUUGUAUUUCUUGCCGACGAAGUGGACGAAUGCGAGCGUAUCGAAAUAUCACCCGGCGAUACUCUAAUGUUGCCAAGUGGCUGGAUUCAUGCUGUUUACACGUUGGACGAUUCUGUUGUUGUUGGCGGAAAUUUUCUUAACAGUCUACAUGGAGAAAUGCAGAUAGACAUUUCCAUACUGGAGCAAACGCUAAAGGUCAAGAAGUCGACACGGUAUCCAUUCUUCAGCGAUUUGCUGUGGUUUGCCGUGCGCCGAUACGCCGCUGUGCUGAAAGGACGAAGUCCAAACAUGAGCCAAUACGAGAUCCAAAGCAUCUCCGCCGUUGUUAAUUAUUUAAAAGCAUAUGCUGAACUGUCACCGUCUGUUAGUCCGGUAGCAGCAAAGAGGAUUUACAGUCCGCUGACACUCCUGAAGGAAGUGGAAAGUCAUGUGAAAAGGUUGCAAGAAUGCGCUACAAACAGCGGAUUGAUUUUUGCUAUGAAUCUUCCGUUGUAUGACCGGCAUGUGGAAAGCCCGGAAAUAGGACAUCCCACCACAGCGCCACAGUUGCUGGCCAGUCCAGCCAGAAUGGCAAACGCGGAUCACGUAAUACCGAUGGCGUUUGUGAUGUGAUUGUAACAGUGCUGUGAUUUCCUAAAUUGUUCAAAGAAUGCCCCCCGGAUGAAAUUUCUACGGAGCCUACUCCGAGCACAGUAUCUGACAGCUGGACGCAAACAGAGAUCAGCUGGCCACUCAUAUCCCCGUAUCCAGUGUUUCCCUGGCAUUUUUGGAAUUUUCACACCAGUUUUUGUACUGAAAAUCCGGCCCUGUCCGAGACUAACGCGCUGUCUCCUACAAAUUUCGGUUUAUUUCCCUUCGAUUUCCGAUCUGCAGAAUUUCGCGGAAAUGGUUCAGUGGAACAGCCGCCUUUAACUUAUAUGCAGUUGUAAAUUGUUUCACUUUUGACGUUUUGUCAUUCUGUUCUGUUAAAUUCUAAAUACGAUUAUGCAGUAUUAUUAAAUUUUGGGUUCUUUUAUUGCCUUUACAUUGCAGUGACGGUAUUCAGUUGUAUUAAUGCAUAAAAUGCAGUUGU